Messenger RNA from Spirodela intermedia, 267 nucleotides. NCBI's taxonomy places the organism in Eukaryota, Viridiplantae, Streptophyta, Magnoliopsida, Alismatales, Araceae. The record is from the annotation of a GenBank genome assembly.
AUGGUCUUUGGACACCCCAGCGGGCGUCUUCUCUUCUCCCCUUCUCUUUUCCUCCUCCUCCUCCUCCUUCCCCACGUAUGCAUUGGCGGCAGGUACAACCUUUCAGAGAUGGCUGCCGGAGAGCACAGGGAUUCCGUCAUUGAUCCUCGGUACGUGGCGAUGGGUUUUCUGCCGAGAGGCCGGCCCUUCCCCCCCUCCGGACCCUCCAAGCGGCACAACAGCAACCCAACCAAAAGUACCGCUUCCCACCGGACCACCUCCCCCUAG